Brachypodium distachyon (stiff brome) is the source of this 993-nucleotide messenger RNA. Its product is annotated as signal peptidase complex-like protein DTM1. Lineage: Eukaryota; Viridiplantae; Streptophyta; Magnoliopsida; Poales; Poaceae. Gene Ontology annotation, biological process: anther wall tapetum development. The coding region runs from base 248 to 589 and encodes 113 amino acids. Gene Ontology annotation, cellular component: signal peptidase complex; endoplasmic reticulum membrane. The transcript has 2 exons. The record is from RefSeq and is a predicted model, not a curated record.
CAAGUCCAUGUGGGCAUGUGGCUCGGCCGCACCAGCCAGACGAAGGACGAAGAGGCAGAGAAGCGCAGCACCAGCCAGAGGCAAGGGGGAAGGGACUAGGGAGAGCAAAAUCACACGGCAGGGGAGGGAAGCGCGCGGCGCAGGCACACGCGCUUCUCGUGAAGCUUAAGGAGGAACGGGUGGAGGGGGAAUCUUCGAGAAGGUUCCGUGGAGGGAGCGGGACGGGCUGACGGGCACCGCCGGAGCCAUGAUGGGGAGGGACGAGCUGCUGCGGCGGAGCCUCGUGGCGCUGGCGGCGGCCGUGGUGGUCACAGGGGUGGCGACGGCGUCGGUGCGGAAGGCGGUGGCCACGUACGUGUACGGGAUCCUGGCCAUCGCCGGCGUGCUCCUCCCGGACUGGGAGUUCUUCGACCGCGACUUCUCCCAGUGGCUCACCCCCAUGCCCGCCUCCCGUCGCACGGCCGCCGCCGCCGCCGCGGAACGAGAGCACGACAUCUGGAAAUUUAAGCCCUAUCCACUUCGGAUGACCAUGCUUGCGACGAUCUACGGGUUCGGGCUAUACAAGUGGUGGAACUAUGUAUCUAGCUAGCCUGUCGGUCCAUCUCCCCUUUCCUCCUUCCCCCGUCUCGCUCUCGCGAAACGAAAGAUACCGCACCGCAUGCAUUGUUGCCCGGUUACACGCUGCCUAUACAAACAAACAAAAAACGUUCCAGUGGGGGGAAAAGUGUCUCAUACACAAAAAAGCUCAUGUCAUGGCAAUGUCUGUAGCUAAUUCUCGGUUUUGUAAUUGUUGUUAUUCUUAGAUGAUCAAAACGUUGCGCUUCGUUUAGCCUCUUCUUCUUGUUCCUCUAGCGAGUUGGUGAUUUGUUAGAUUGGGUUGGUAAUCUGUUCCCCCGUAGAGCCGUGAUGGCUUCCCUUCCUGUUUUCUGCUCCUUUGAUUGGAUGGAUAAACCUGUUACUGUAUAUGUAUAUACGCGUUUCGUUAUUGAUUGA